AUGGCUAUCAUACAUGGACUGAUUGCACAUGGCACCACCAUUGUCGCAGAAUAUAAAACCGAUAAAGACAUUGAUGAUCUGACAGUUGUACAGGCUAUUUUAGACAAGAUACCACCUAAUAAUUCAAAAUUAACCUACGUAUAUGACAGAUACUUAUUUCACUACAUUUCAGAAGGCGGCAUCACAUACAUGUGCAUGGCCCAUGAAUCCUUCGGUCGUCGCAUCCCAUUUGUGUUCUUACAAGAUAUUCAGUCAAAGAUUCUCGCCAACUACACUAAAGCACAGAUUCUAGAUGCGCCUGCUUACGGAAUGAGUGCAUUCAACAAAGUGAUUGAAAAGCAGAUGGAUUUCUACAGCAAUGACAAGAAUGCUGAUAAGUUGAGGCAAGUGCAAGGUGAAAUUGACCAAGUCAAGGAUGUCAUGACGCACAAUAUCGAGCGAGUGAUGGAAAGAGGAGAGCGCAUUGACAUCUUGGUGGACAGGACUGAUGGGCUCAGUCAACAAGCAUUCGCAUUCAAGAAGAGAAGCACAUUACUCAAGGUAAAUUGA
Molecule: messenger RNA, 549 nt
Organism: Mucor velutinosus
Lineage: Eukaryota; Fungi; Mucoromycota; Mucoromycetes; Mucorales; Mucoraceae
Gene: bet5
Product: Trafficking protein particle complex subunit BET5
Exons: 3
Coding region: 1-549 (182 amino acids)
Biological process (GO): vesicle-mediated transport
Cellular component (GO): membrane
Source: RefSeq, a predicted model, not a curated record